Molecule: messenger RNA, 635 nt
Organism: Episyrphus balteatus (marmalade hoverfly)
Lineage: Eukaryota; Metazoa; Arthropoda; Insecta; Diptera; Syrphidae
Exons: 2
Coding region: 180-635 (151 amino acids)
Source: RefSeq, a predicted model, not a curated record
AAAGUGACGUUUCUAAAAUCGGUGAAAAGGUAAACAAACCAAAUUUUCAAAGACGCGCGCAAAUUAGAGAAUUCUUUUCCUUGUGAAAAUUGUUCUCGUGCUGUUAAAAAGUUUUUUUUUAAAACUAAAUUCUUAACUUUCUAUUUCGCGAAGAGUGUUAAAAUUAUUGAAGAAUAAAAAUGCCUCACUAUUGCUGCAUUAAUGAAUGCAAUAGCAUAAGUUCCAAUGUGCCAGGAGAUGGUGUUGCAUUCUUUAUGUUUCCAAGCGUUCGGACACGAGGAACCAAACUGGCGGAAUUGGCCAACGAAAGAAGAAAUCGUUGGUUUAAAGCUAUUAAUAAUAAAACAUUGAACACAAAAAGUGCUCGUAUAUGUUCAAAGCAUUUUAUUUCUGGUAAGUGUGCCCGACUUAAGGAUAACCAAAACCCUGACUGGGUUCCUAGCUUGAAUCUAGGAUACAAAACAGUUCCACUUGUUCCCGAAAAUAUUUUGAGGACCCAACCAAAAGGAAGUAAAAAUGUGGAUGUGGUUCUGCUGCUGCUCUUCAAGUGUUUUGCCCGCCAGUACCAAUUUGUGGCCACAAAUUGCUAUAGGAAGGAAUGGAAUCACUUCCUCCUACGGUAUAAUCUGAUGUAG